Closterium sp. NIES-65 is the source of this 1323-nucleotide messenger RNA. The record is from the annotation of a GenBank genome assembly. Lineage: Eukaryota; Viridiplantae; Streptophyta; Zygnematophyceae; Desmidiales; Closteriaceae.
AUGAGAAGGAUGACUCUGACAGAGAUGAUGAUGGAUUUGAUGAGUAGCGGCCCCGCCGUCUCCUUUCAGCGGCCCCGCCGUCUCCUUUCAGCGGCCCCGCCGUCUCCUCUCGGCGGCCACGCCGCCUCCUCUCGGCUGCCCGGCCGCCUCCUCUCUGCGGCCCCGCCGCCUCCUCUUGGCGGCCCAGCCGCCUCCUCUCAGUGGCCCCGGACCCCGCCCUCUCAGCGGCCCUUCCGCCGCCUCCUUUGCGGCCCCGCCGAGCCGCCCAGCAGCAGAGCCGCCGAGCCGCCCAGCAGCAGAGCCGCCGAGCCGCCCAGCAGCCGAGCCGCCAAGCCGCCCAGCCACCGAGCCGUUGUGCCGCCCAGCAGCCAAGCCGCCGAGCCGCCCAGCCGCCGAGCCGCCCAGCAGCCGAGCCGCCGAGCCGCCCUGCAGCCGAGCAGCCGAGCCCCCCAGCAGCCGAGCCGCCGAGCCGCCCAGCAGCCGAGCCACCGAGCCGCCCAGCAGCCGAGCCGCCGAGCCGCCCAGCAGCCGAGCCGCCGAGACGCCCAGCUGCCGAGCCGCCUACCGCCCAGCUGCCGAGCCGCCGAGUCGCCCUGCAGCCGAGCCGCCCGAGCCGCCCUGUCUGUCACCCGCCUCCCUGACUACCUUCGCGUAGUCACGGACCACUUUCUCUCAGUCUGUCCCACCACUCUCACUGUUGACCUCCUCGAGAAGGCCCUCCUAGCAGCGGAGAAGAGCAUAGUCGCUGUAGGGGCCUCUCGUGGUGACCCGCGCACCCCCAUCUGUGAGGGGUGUUCCCCCUCCCCUCUUUUGCCCUCUGUUGCCUCUGCUGCUGCAGCCGACCUUGUUGGUCUGGAGUCGGUCUGUGCGGCGUCUACCCCUAGUGGGAAGCGUCGCUCUGGCAAGGGCAAGGGGGGCAGGGGCGCUGGAGGAGCUAGCGGGGGCAGUGGAGGCGGCGGUGGAGGCAGUGGAGGGGGUGGGGGUGGUGGUGGGAGUGGUGGUGGGGGUGGAGGUGUCGGCAGCGGCAGUGGAGGCGGAGGCGGCGGCGGCGGUGGCAGUGGGAGCGGAGGUGGUGGAGGUGGCGGAGAUGGAGGAGGCAGUGGCGGAGGAGGAGGAGGAGGAGGUCGUGGCUCUUCGCAGAGGAGUGGCUCCGGUGGUGGUCAGCGCCAGCAGCAGCAGCGCACUCGGGAGACCCUGUCCCCUCAGCAGCUCUGUGAGUGGUACGCUGCACGCCAGCGGGGUGGGGAUACUGGUCCGUGCACCUACGUCCUGCGCACCGGCGACCGUGUGGGUGAGCAGUGUGGGGGUGCGCACCCCACCUAG